Molecule: messenger RNA, 523 nt
Organism: Heterocephalus glaber (naked mole-rat)
Lineage: Eukaryota; Metazoa; Chordata; Mammalia; Rodentia; Bathyergidae
Product: histone H4
Cellular component (GO): nucleosome
Molecular function (GO): structural constituent of chromatin; protein heterodimerization activity; DNA binding
Source: RefSeq, a predicted model, not a curated record
CAGCCCAGAGAAGGGCGGAGCUAAGGGGAUGGCGCCAGCACCUCCAGCGCCCCUCCUGGUUGUAGUUCUCAAUUAGGUCCGACAGCAUUUUAUAUCUACCCAGGUUACACUGGAGCAUUUCACUCGUUCCAACCACUGUCUGCGGAGAGUUCGCCAUGUCUGGACGCGGCAAGGGAGGCAAAGGCCUUGGUAAAGGCGGCGCCAAGCGCCACCGCAAGGUGCUACGCGACAACAUCCAGGGCAUCACCAAGCCCGCCAUCCGCCGCCUGGCCCGCCGCGGCGGCGUCAAGCGCAUUUCCGGCCUUAUCUACGAGGAGACGCGCGGAGUGCUGAAGGUCUUCCUGGAGAACGUGAUCCGCGACGCUGUCACCUACACGGAGCACGCCAAGCGCAAGACCGUCACGGCCAUGGACGUGGUCUAUGCGCUCAAGCGCCAGGGACGCACGCUCUACGGCUUCGGUGGCUGAACUAUUUAAAUUUCUUUCGCUAUUUCCCCAAAGGCCCUUUUCAGGGCCGACCACUU